Symbiodinium necroappetens is the source of this 513-nucleotide messenger RNA. The record is from the annotation of a GenBank genome assembly. NCBI's taxonomy places the organism in Eukaryota, Dinophyceae, Suessiales, Symbiodiniaceae.
GUCACCCUCAUCGAUUUGGGCAUCUACGGUACUGGUGAUGUCAAGGUGCAUCUCGAGGUUAUCUAUGAAGAACUGGUCUUCUACUGUUCCAAAGGAAAAAUUCCACUGCACAUGAUGGGGCUCACCCGGACAUUGGUCGGGUAUGGCAGUUCGGCUGACUACCCAACCGGGAACUGGUUUAAGGGCGCCGACACGGUGUCCUUGUGCAAGUUCUUGCAGCACAAGUUUGCUUCGGUUCUCGUUGCUUGUGCGCCUGAUGAACGACCUUAUGUUCGAAACAUAUUGGCAAUGCUUCGGGCCUGCAACACGUUUAUGUCGACGAUGUACCAUGGAGAUGUAUUUCUGACGGACGACGAGAGGAGAAUCCUCAUUCGCAAUGGACAUGUGGUUACCACCAAAUUUGCCGCUUGCGCUUCCCAUGCUUAUCACACGCUGAACAUCCCGAGAUACAAGUACCAACCAAAGUAUCACUUCUUCGCUGAGGUUGUCUACAAGCUUGAAAGUGACCAGAGG